Molecule: messenger RNA, 3033 nt
Organism: Amyelois transitella
Lineage: Eukaryota; Metazoa; Arthropoda; Insecta; Lepidoptera; Pyralidae
Gene: Sam-S
Product: S-adenosylmethionine synthase
Exons: 12
Coding region: 420-1634 (404 amino acids)
Biological process (GO): S-adenosylmethionine biosynthetic process
Cellular component (GO): cytosol
Molecular function (GO): methionine adenosyltransferase activity; ATP binding
Source: RefSeq, a predicted model, not a curated record
CAUUCGCAGUUCUUCUCCCAAACGUGUUCUACGUUAAUUGUGUUAUACUUAAUUCUAACAGUGAUUUGUGAAUGUGAAAUUCUGCUAAAUUAGUAAAAGUUUUGUUAUUAACAAACGUUACUUCGACUCCUAGGAAUAAUAAAAAGCUUUGACCGCGCGAAUUAAGCGCCACCAACACGCACGAGCUUAGCGGCACCUAGGUACAGUACAGAAUCAAAACAAACAUUUCAACCAAUAGGGGGAUCUGAAUCGAUCGACAAGUAAAAUAAGAAACGCGUUGAUUGGUUGAAAUUGGAAGCACUGUGGCGCCGCCCCGACCUUAUAAAUAAGACUGCAAGCGCGCGCUUGUUCUCUUUUCCACAGUGUUAAUUCAGGGGGAUUAUAUCGGGUUAUUUUUGUGAGCUAACUCUAAAUUCAGAAUGCCGGAGACAUCAAAAAUGAAUGGAUAUGCAAAAACAAAUGGACACAGUUUUGACAUGGAAGAUGGAUCAGUGUUUUUGUUCACGUCAGAGUCUGUCGGCGAGGGACAUCCAGAUAAAAUGUGCGAUCAAAUUAGUGAUGCUAUCUUAGACGCACAUUUGAGGCAAGAUCCUGAUGCGAAAGUGGCUUGCGAAACUGUCACAAAAACGGGAAUGGUAUUGUUGUGCGGAGAAAUCACAUCAAAGGCAAAUGUUGACUAUCAAAAAGUGGUCAGAGAUACUGUGAAGCACAUUGGCUAUGAUGACUCUUCUAAAGGUUUUGAUUGGCGAACACUGAACUUAUUAGUGGCAAUAGAACAACAAAGUCCAAACAUAGCAAAUGGUGUGUACACUGACAGAGAAGAAUUAGAUAUAGGGGCUGGAGACCAGGGAUUAAUGUUUGGAUAUGCAACAGAUGAAACAGAAGAAUGCAUGCCCCUGACAGUGGUCCUUGCUCAUAGACUCAACCAGAAAAUUGCUGAGCUUCGGCGAAAUGGCGAAUUUUGGUGGGCUCGACCUGACUCUAAAACACAGGUUACUUGCGAAUAUACGUUUGCGGGAGGCGCCACUGUACCACAGAGGGUGCACACUGUUGUUGUCUCGCUCCAGCAUUCUGAGAAGAUAACUUUGGAAACAUUGCGUGAAGAAAUCAAAGAAAAGGUCAUCAAAGAAGUGAUUCCCCCUCAGUACCUUGACGAGAAAACUGUCGUUCACAUCAACCCAUGCGGAUUAUUCAUUAUUGGUGGACCACAGUCCGACGCGGGUCUGACUGGGCGCAAGAUAAUCGUGGACACGUACGGCGGCUGGGGCGCGCACGGCGGCGGCGCGUUCUCCGGCAAGGACUUCACCAAGGUGGACCGCUCGGCCGCCUACGCCGCGCGCUGGGUGGCCAAGUCGCUGGUGCGCGCCGGCCUGUGCCGCCGCUGCAUGGUGCAGGUGGCAUAUGCUAUCGGAGUGGCUGAGCCGCUUUCUAUCACCGUGUUCGACUAUGGUACUUCUCACAAAACACAACAAGAACUUCUUGCCAUCAUUCGAAACAAUUUCGACCUACGACCUGGCAAAAUCGUCAAGGAGCUUAACCUCAGAGCACCCAUAUACCAGCGAACGAGCACAUACGGUCACUUCGGCCGCGAAGGGUUCCCGUGGGAGAACCCCAAACCUCUCGCCGUAGAAUGACUCGCGACGUGAGGUCUAGAAAUUUGUAAAUAUUCCACCAGUAUAUACAAUUAAUCUACGUGUGUUUUGUAGAACGCGCAGAUCCAACGCGGCAUCUCUAUAGACCAUGACUAUAGUUAUUAACAGACAUUCGCAUUAAGUAUGGCAGUGCUGGUCAAUUAUUUAACCGCUUCCAUCUAAUUCAUCUCAUUUUGUAAUAUGCGUGCCAUACUGUAAUUUUUCGCUCGAAGAAGCGUAUUUGGAUGACAAAUCGCUUGACAAAAUAAAACUUGAAAUAUGGGACCGCACAAUUUAUAUUAGUUUCAUUGCAUGUGGACUCUAGAUUUCAGAAGUUUGUCUUCCCUGUAGAGAAAAAGAAAGUAUCGUAGUUCCGAAAUUUACUUGUGAUGUUAGUUAAUAAAAGUACUUUCUUUAUUCGAAAUUGUAGUAAAAUAAUUCGACGACAAUUAAAAGCCUGGAAGUAAUUGUCUGUUAAUAGCUUUACAUGCCACAAAUCACUCGCCGCUGUAACUGACGCGAUAUUUUAUAGUCAACUACAUUGGCGAGUCUCAAUGUAAUAAAUAAGUAUUCAUUAGUUCGUUAUAUAGGAAUAAAGCGGUGCCGUCAUUUCUGAAUUUUGAGUUAGUUCGGGGGAUGAAAUAGGCAGUUCUAUUGUUUAAGUUUUAAUUGUGAUUUAUUACACUGCCUUUUAUUUCGAAACGAAGGCAGUUGAGAUGUAAAAUGAACUGCCCAGUGCUUAAAUAUUGAUUUUUUUAUAUAUUUUGUUUGCAUAUAUUUACACUUCUUAAAUAAUGAACUGCCUUCUUUCUCGAAUGUUUAUCGUGAGCUUUGUAAGUAAGUGCUAUUAUUUAUCAGUAGAGUAGACUACUUUCCUGAUCGCGUCACAGUGGAGCGAGUACCAGAAGGAUGUCUCGUCCCUCUCUUCUCUCGCUCACUGCAAACAUUGUGCUGCGCGUGUGAACGUUUUACCUCUUAAGAUUAUCCAUCGUUUGUGUCAGUAGUAUUUGCAUUGUCAAAGUUCACCGUGUAGCAUAGUUUGUGUUGUGUUUCCGAAAAGGAACCAAGUGGAAAAGAGCCAUUUUGAAAACACACCGAUUCGUUCAGGGCAGUAGUGCACUGUGCAUUUACUCCAUAGUUUUCAGUAGGUAUAAUUAUAGGCGCAACGCUAACCGUACGUUUUAUGACAUUAGGGAGUUAUUGUAGAAUUUUAACUUUAAAUAUUCGUAGAACGGUUAGUAAAUUUUGUGACUAUAAUUUUUUUGAUCUGUUUGGCUAAGACCUGUUAAAAGUUUUUAAUUAACUUACUGUGGAUUAUCGAUUAAUCGGAUGUGUAAUUUCAGACUAAUAAAUAAAUUAUGUUCACCCGGGACACUAUCGGGAAUAAAUGAGUUUUAUUUUA